AUGCUUCCCCGGACUCUCUCGCUGCGUGGUAGCCUUCACCCUUUCGCUCGCCUAUUACGGAGGGACCCUUCCUCUAGCUGCAGGGUAUUCCAAAGGCAUUCAUCGGGUAAACGGGAUGUCCUUGCGUCUGCGAAGCCUGUCCCAACCCCUAAAGCUUCCGCCGCACUCCGAUUGAAACCCGCAUCCCCACCCUCGACACGAUCCGAUGAGCGAUUCCGCAAGUUCAACUUCCAAAUAUCCCAGGCCUCCGGCCCUGUAGAGAUUUUCAAAGCCCCUUCCCACCGCAGCUACAUACUCGGAGCAGUGUCUGUCGCAACGUUUUGCUAUUUGUAUGCCGGUUACAAUUUUUACACAACCUCCAUCGAUCCCCUUAUGCAGGUUGCCAAAUGGCAGGAAUAUACAUUUGCUGGCAUAUGCGUAGUCAUGGCGGCUAUGGGCACCGUCUUCCUGCGGCGGGGAGGUAACCUUAUUGCUUCAAUCACGGCGUCACGACCACAGGGACAGCAGACCCAGCUCUCGAUAAAAGUGCGCAGGAUGGUUCCGUUUCCCAGGCAGCGAGAAAUCAUUGCGACGCCGGACCAGAUUUCCUUCUCACGUCAGCUGGUCGUGCCUCAUUCCCAAAUGAGUGAAGAGGGCCGUGCUGCAGCUCAGAAGCGCUGGGAGUCCGAGCGCGCAGUUUCGCAGAUGGCCUUUUUCAAGGCUCCGCUAAAGAAGACGAGCCACGCUUUUUGGAAGUUCUUCGUGAAUUCGAGGAGGUUGUUUACUCAAGAACAUUUUGCAUACGUAAAGAUUGAAGGGCAAACGGCGGAUUUUAGACUGGACACAUUGGGGACCUUCUCCUCAGAAUUGCUUCUUUUGCAAAAAGUUGCGCUACAAAGUGCUUUAUAA
Molecule: messenger RNA, 888 nt
Organism: Coccidioides immitis RS
Lineage: Eukaryota; Fungi; Ascomycota; Eurotiomycetes; Onygenales; Onygenaceae
Exons: 1
Coding region: 1-888 (295 amino acids)
Source: RefSeq, a predicted model, not a curated record